Molecule: messenger RNA, 1645 nt
Organism: Seminavis robusta
Lineage: Eukaryota; Bacillariophyta; Bacillariophyceae; Naviculales; Naviculaceae
Source: the annotation of a GenBank genome assembly
AUCUUUUCUUUGAGUAGACCAUGAGCUCCAAUCAUAGAGAUCACGUCGCGGCUGCUAUCUUUACAGCCAUUUAUAAAGACAUCGUUAGUAUCCUCUCUUACUACUUCUUCGACCAUGCAGUUAUUACUCUCCACUAUUAUCUUUCUUUGGAUGGCAACCGCGGGCGCCCAAGAGAAUGCUACCUCGGGCCAAAAAGUCUGCCAGAGUACGAGUGACUGUUCCGGAGGUGAAUACUGCGCAUCUGGGCUUUGCGCAUUGAUCAAUUGCGCCAAUUGGGCCGUCUCCACUCCGGCAGGAGAAAUGUCCUUUAGUGAAGAACCUUGUAUUGCCGAAGGAGCAGAAGAAGGAGAAGCGUUUUGUGGUACCGAUGGAAGUUGUUACGAGUAUACCUGCGAAAAUUGGUAUCAGUUUGGACCUGCGGCAUUCACGGGUUACGAUACUGCCACUGUGGUCGAGUUGCAGUGUGACGACUAUGCCGAUGGAGCCGCUGAAAACCAGAAUUCCGUCGUCUUUGGAUGUCGUCCUUACCAACCUGGAAGCAAGGCUCCCGAAGCCAAGACGUGGACGCAUUUCUUUAACCAAAAAUGUUCCGCCAAGACGCCCUCCGGAUCGGACUUUUCCUGUUAUCAAAACAAACCCAACACGGAUUAUCGAGAUUUUCAGGGGGAACUCGCGCGGUUGAAUUUGAAUAGCUGUGACCGAGAUCUAUUUGAUAACGAGCAACCGCUCUAUUGGUAUAUUGUGCAAAUGCAACACACGGUCAACAAAGUCACGACCAAAUUCGGUCAAGGACGAGACAAUACGGCCAGUGGAAGUGCCUUUGAUGCCAGUGCGGCGGACAAAACCAUGUUUGCGCAUUUGAAUGACGGGACAUUUGUGGCGGGCGAAGAAACCGACAGUGGUUCCUCCUCGUCGUCGUCAGCCUCGAGACGUUGGAGCAGAAAUAAUCUUGGGUGGGGCAUCAUUAUGGUAGCGGGUGCGGCACUCUUUCUUAGUUAGCUCAGUGGGGUGCCUGCAUGUAUAAAUGUGGAUCUUUACGAUUUGGUAAGGUACGUUUUCAUCUCCGUCUUGGGUGCUUCGAUCCUGCACGCUUGGAACCCAAAGGCGCUACCGUAGUCUCGAACCCGCACAACCGAGCAAUGGAUAUACUUUGCAUAGUUUGAUGGCUUGCUAGCUGCCUGUAUCGAAGUCCAAAUACGUUUGCCCUGGAUGCGAGUGCUGAAGUAAUGCGAUUACUUAUAAUCGUAGGCAACAGCUUCAAUUCAAUCAAUCAAUCAUUUCAACCACACAGACAUUAUCUCUAGGGCGGCACGUCCCAGCGCGAUAGAAGGAUCCAACGCUUUGCUCUGGCAACCCUGUUCUAUUCAUUUCCCAAAAGGAGACCAAUGGUGCUGCAAAUUGGUUGAACUACUAGUAUGAUAAAGAUUGCCUCCAAUGCCCGAUCAUUCGGCUCGACUCAUUCGAUUGAAGAUUCGAAUCUAGAUUGAAUCGAGUCCUCAGUCGAGUCGAAUUGAAUUGAAUCGAAUGAUUCAAUCAUUCGAUUGAAUGACAUUCAAUCAUCCGCUUCCCAGCAGCAGCGUUCGCUUUUUCUGGAAAGGUAGAUGCGGUAUUAAAAACUAAAUUGUAUAAUAUUUUCAAUCCAAUA